AUGGAUAUCGCUGAGGUAAGGAGUUUCAAGGUGAUAAUGCUUUUCAAGAAGUUUUUUUCAGAAAAUCAUCACGGAUUCGUUGAUGCAACAAACUUUUGGCGAAUUUGAGGAGACGUUGAGGAACGCCGCUAAAUUGAAGGUUAAUUUUGAAUAUUAUUCUAUAAAUUCGUUGUUGUGUUGUGUUGUUCUUGUCUUUGAAAUGUUUUGUGAGUGAAAAAUGCGAAAAAGCACUUGGGUUUUGAGAUCUUCUUGAGGAAAAUAUUGAUUUUUUGCUGCAAAUACCAGAUUUUCAGCUAUUUUCAAGCGCAGGCUUGGAGAAAAUCAGUAAACAGAUUUUAUAUGAAACAUUCAGUCUGGAGAAAGCUUUCAAGUGAAUUUUCAGCCUAGAUUAGACAAAAAUCAGUUUAAAUAUGGUUUUAGCUGGUUUUUUUUAAGUCUAGAGUUGAAAAAAGCUGAAAAUAGCACAUUUCCAAUGAAAAAUCCUGAAGUUUCAAUUGGAAAGCUCACUCUACACUAAAUUUUCCAUUAAAAAGUCUGUUUACUGUUUUUCUCCAAGCCUAUGCUUGAAAACGGCUGAAAAUCUGAUAAUUACAGCAGAAAAUCAAUAUUUUCCUCAAGAAGAUCUCAAAACUCGAUAAAAAUUGCAGAUUUUCUUUUUGUUUCUAGUGCUUUUCCAUCCUGCAAAGCACAAAAAAGAAUGUUCUUUUCCCUCUUUCUCUCGCACCCUCCUCUCUCUCACACUGCCUUCAUUUUUUCGAAAUAAAAAAAUGAAAAAAGUGUCUGCUUCUCUGGCUUCUCUGUCCGAAAUGAUGAUUUUGAAAAUAUUUGUUUUCUCGUUUUUUUGGCGCCAAAACAAAAAUUAGGCUAACUUCUAAUCAAAAUUUCGUGAACUUUUUGUUGUUUUGCAGCAAAUCUUACCGGACGAGACGAAACAAUCGACGACUGCGGUAAUUAUGCAACUCUUGGGCAAAAAAGAGAAAAAACCGUGAGUUUUUGGGAUUUUUCUUGCAAAACCUGCGAAAGUUCGAGAUUUCUGGUGAAUUUUCAGUGUUUUCACCCAAAGAUGAUGAAAAUCGGCCAAUUUUAAGCUGGAAAUUAUGAAAAUUGAUGGAUUUUCGUUGGGAAAUUGGAAUUUUUGAUGAAAUUUAGGAUUUAUGAUGGAUUUUCACCUGCUGAACACAAUCCUGAUGUCCGAAAGUAGUUUCCAACCACAGGAUCUUGUUCAGCUGGUAAAAAUCUAUUAGAAAACCUAAAUUUCAUCAAAAAUCCCAAUUUCCCAUCGUAAAUUCAUCAAUUUUCAUGAUUUCUAGCCUAAAAUUGAUGGAUUUUUAUGAUCUUUUGACGAAAAAUCUGAUUUUCAGCCAAUUUCCAGAUUUUUGACACGUAUUUCUUGUUGUUUAGGGUCACCUACGACGAAGAAAUGGAUUUCAUCGAUGAUGGGUGAGUUUGCAUAAUUUCUUUUCUGAAUUUCUCAUUUAUUUUUUUGCAGUGCGGAAGAAGUUGUUGUUCCGCCACGCGCAUCGACGCAUCGACGCGGAAAUCCAGAGCAACACGUGCAAGAGUUGGGUCCGAUUUCGACGGAUAGAUAUGAUAGAAUGGAGUGUGGAACUGUAAUCGGAAGUGGAAAAACAGGCAAAAAUAAGAAAAAGAAGAAGAAGAGGCCGAUGACUGAACUGGAAAGACAAUUGGCUGAAGAGAGGAAGAAGGAGAGAGAGCAAAUUAAUAAGACGGGAGAUGAGGUUGGAUUUUUGGUGGAAAGUUCUGGAAGCUAGAAUUUUGAUUCACAACUUGGAUAAUAUUUUUCAGCACAUUGGAAAACCUCAUAGAAUUUCAAUUUAUCAAAAAAUGCUGAAAACCCAUUUAGAACUUUAUGAGGUUUUCGAAUGUGCUGAAAAAUAUUAUUCAACUUUGAUUUUUCACUUGGAACAUGGCACAUACUCAAAUCUAACUUUGGAGCUCUAAAAAGAUGCUAAAGAUGCUUUCUGGCAAUUUUUAACUUCAGAAUCGUGAUUGAUUUAGUAUGCUUUAUCAAAAGUUCAUUUUUAGACAUUUUGAAUUUCCCAACAGUUGGAAAUGUGAUUCAGCUGGUCCGAAUCAAAAUUCAGCAUUGAAAAUCAAUAUUCUAGCUUCGAAAAAAAAAAUCAAUAUUCUAGCUUGAAAAUCAAUAUCCUUCUGAUUUUCCCCCCGAAAAAAACCCUCAAAAAAUCAAUAUUUUCUUCCAGGAAGAACAAAUCCGUCAAAACAAUCAUACAGAAAAUAUCAGACCAGAUGAGCGAAUUCUCGGCCCAGGCUCCGGACCAAUGUUCACCUCAUUGACCCCGCUUGCAAUCGGCUCCGAUUUGUUGCAAAGAAAUAUGCUGACACCGGCGAAUUAUGCAUUGAUCACACAACAACAACAAUUACAACAACUACAACAACAACAACAAAGACCACCACUACAACCACCCUUGCAGUUAGCAUAUCAGCCACCAUUGCAACCGGCUUAUGACGUGGGUUUUUUGCUGGGCUGGAAAAUUGGGCAUUUUUUGACACUAAAUAAGCCUAUGAGCUCCGAAAUUUCGGAUUUUGGGAAUUUUUUGCUGAAAAUUUUGAGAAAGUUGCUCGGAAUUUCUGAGCGAUUUGAGAUUUUCAGGCUGAAAAAACUGGAAAAUUGUGAUUUUUCAAGAAGUUUGCCACGUGGAUUCUUGAAGCUAAAUAUUUGUGAUGUUUUGAUAUCAAACAAGCUGAAACUUCAAAAUAGCUUGAAGUCCAGGAAAAUCUGAAAUUUUAAAGCAUACUUAUGGAUUUUUAGAAGGAAAAUUCACGAAAAUUUUGUACCAAAACAAAAAAAAUCACGUGUUUUUUUUCUCUUUUUCCCACUUUCUCCCAUUUUUUCUCAAUUACUACCAAAAAAAAUCUGCUUGUCAUCAAAAAUUGCUAUUUCGAAACACCUCUCGGCAAAAAAAAACGAGAGAGAUAACAAAAAGUUUGUUGGUUCGCGAAAAAUCUCGUGGCGAGACGCAAAAACAGCUGAUUUUCUGAUUUUAUAACGAAAAUUUGGGCGAAAUUCGGGUUUUUGUUGUUUUUCUUUGUCCGCAAGCUUCCGCGUAGCGGCCACGUGGAUUAUUAUGAUAUGGCAAACGUCAUAGUAAUCCACGUGGCACCAUUCGCGGAAGCUUGCGGAAAAUAUUGAUCUACAAUUUCACACUCGCAAAAAAUUGUAUAAUAAUAAUAAUAUAAUUUUUUGACAUUUGAUCUACCCACUUUUUCUCUUCCUAUUUGUCAUCACAAAUUAUUUGGUUUCAAAUAAUUUUCAGAGCGACAGAAAUUGUGGCCAAUUUUCUCUCUCAUCCCCUUUUCUGUGUGUUUCACACAGAAAAAAGUGGAAAAUUUUGUUUUGGCCGUUUUUUUUGGUAUCAUUCGAUUCGGUUUUCGUAUUUUAUUUUUGUCAUUUCUCUCCAUUUCGCUCUCUCUUUCCAAAUGUUUUUGUUUUCGAUUGAUAUGGAUUUUUGUUGCAAACUUUUACCUUUCUCUCUUUUCUCACAAGGUAACUCUAGAUAUUUGAUAAAAGUAGUUUUCGACCCGCUGAUCACGAUCCAGUUGUAAAAAAUUGCAAAACUCAACUUCCUGAUGAGUUAUGACGUGGCAAAGUCGAAAAUUACCUUUAUCAGAUAUAUAGAGUGAAAGUUGCAACCUUUCUCUUAAAUUCGUAUUUUUUCGUAUUCUCCUAAUUUUUUUUCACAAAAACUCCAAUUUUUUGGGUAAACCAUGUCUACUUCUUCUUCACCAACUUCUCAAUUUGAACUCAACAACAACAGUCGAUUCCAAAAAAUCGAUUUCGAAUUGGCGCGACAUUUGGGAUUCAACAAUUUGUUUACGGUGAGGACGCGCAGAAAAUUUCGUUAUUUUGAAGCGGUUGAGAUAAUCUUGAGCUAGGAAGUGUGCGAUACUGACAAUUUUGAAACCACGCCCACUUUUCUGUGCCAGACUUGCAAAAUUUAUCAUUUUCGACAAUUUUUCUGUGCUUCGGACUGUAAUGUUCAUAAGAUUCGUUAUUUUGAGCCAAAAAUGGGUCAUGCAAGCAUUUUUGAAGAUGCGGAUCCCUUUUCUGUGCCCUACACCUGAAAAUCUAAAAACCUAGUCAUUUCGAGCCUGAAAACUGUGUCCGGCUUGCAAUUUUCUUAGCUUCGUCAUUGUUUCGGUACUUUAAGCCAAACCAAAAACUGUGCCAGAUUUGCAUUUUCUCAGAUUUCUCCCAUUUUGAGUGAUCUUGGCUUCAAAAUAUCAUUACCAUUUUAGGCCGAAAAACUGUGCCAGACAGUUUUUCUCGCCUUUGUUCCGGAACAUUUUCAAAUUUAUGAAAUUGUGAAGCUUCAUCCGUUUUCUACACUCUGAGCUCUGGAAUUCAUGAAUUCUACAAAUUCAAGCCUGAAAACUAUUUCCAACUGUUGCAAUUUCUAAGCCACGCCCACUUUUUCUAUCCUAAACUUUCAACCAAAAAUGAGUCAUCAGAUGUGGCAAAAUUUGUAUUUUUUCAAGGCCAAAGUUCCCACACUGCCGCUAGCGGCACAAAAAAAUCGAUUUUAUCAGAAAAUAGUGUGUUCAUUGCUGCCCGCCGUCCAGCGCUUCACUAUUUUUUAGUCGUAUUCCCACCUCAAUUUUUUCUUGCCUCACUUGUAUCUUGUUGUCGCGGAAAACAGUGGCGCCCUAGGCUCCGCCCCGUUUUGCGCGCACACACAAAAAUUGUGUAACAGGGAAUGAUUUUUUCCUCUUCUUUGCUCUGGUGAAUCAUUCCUCGUUGUACGCCAAAAAUUGGUGACUAUCAUCGUGUUUCUUCUAUUGUUCUAGUAUUAUUUUCCUAGCUACUUACUAGUAUUUAUUCUUGUACUUUUUAUGAGUUUUUUUGAUUUGAACGAAGUCUGGUAUUGGCUUAUUACCCUAGUAGUUCUGCUAAGUCUCAAGUGGUUCACUUGGAUGUGCUUUCAGAGGACUGUAGAGAAAAAUGAGAAGAAGCGGAAAGCUGUGGCAGAAAAACGUGUGAAGGAAGAGGAGGUUGGUUUUCUGGCGAAUUUUCUGAAAAUCUGAUGGUUCUAUGGGAUUUUUGGCUGAAUUUCCGAGAAAAAACUGGUUUCUAGGCUGAAUUAAUAAAAUCUGAGUUUUCGGCCAUUCCCUGUUUUUUAACCUAUAAAGAAAGGUUCUCUAUUAAUUUUCUCGUGAGAUUCCGACAUAGGCUUGGAGAGACUAGAAGCUCAGGUUUUUAUUAUGAAUUCCCUUGAAAUUCCAGGUAUUACAGAAAACUGGUGUUUCUCGAUGUUUCUCCAUGAAAUUUCGAUUUUCAAUACGAAAAAUUCAUCAUUCUAGUUGAUUUUGGACCUCGUAAAUCCACGUAGCAAAAUUUUGAAUUUUCCCCUGUAAGUCCACGACGGACUCCACGUGUAUUUCGACCAAACGGCUGAAAUUUUGAGAAAAUGAGAAUUUUUUCAGAUUUCUAUGCUUUUUCCGAUUUGUUUACAUUAGAAUCUUGAAUUUCAGACCAAAGUUGAGGUUUUCAAGUGAUUUUUUUUCCACAAUCUUGGUCUUAUUCCACGUGACAAGAUGACAAGUUUUUUCUCAAAAUAAAAAGUUUUCUCGAAAGUUCUCUAGACCACGCCCCCUUUUUCGUGUUUUGAAAAGAAACUGCGUUUUUUAGUUAUUACAAAAAAUGUAUCGAUUUUUUCCUUUGACGAUAUUUUUUCCGGCUGAAAAUGUACAUUUUUAGCCCAUAAAAUGAAUGUAAUCGAUGGUUAUCAGCGGCGACAGCGAAAAAACAGUAGACUUUUGUCGUUCGGUGUUCCAGUCAAAAAACAUGCAUUUCUUCAUUAUCAGUUUUUUGUUCGGUUGGGGGCAAAUUGAUAACGAGAAAUUUUUGUUUUUUUUUAUGGCGGGGAAAAAAAUUAUGGCCAAAUUAUAUACUCAGGCAGUAGAAAACUCCGGAGUUUCGCCGAAAUGGAACGAGAAUGUCGCGAAAAAGGCUCCAAACCCGGUUCCGGAUCUUUUCUCGGUACGCUUUGGCGAUUCUCCGGAACUUUUUUGUCGAUUCUCCAGAGUUUUUUUGUUUUUGUCGCCUGCUUUUUUCGAAUACAUUCUAGUGUUUCACUCUCAAAAAUCAAUAUUUAUUUUCAACAAACAGGAAAAAUGAGUUAUUUUCUGAUUGUUUCAAUCUCCUAACGAGUAGAAUAUAAGCAUCAGAAGAUUCCUUUGGCAUUCUAAUGAAGAUUGAGUGUUGACUUAGGCAAUUUUUUGACGAGAACUUCUGUUUCUUAUCAUUUUGAGCCAACGAGGAGAGCUGCAGCACUGUGUGGAGACGCCAUACGCGCAUUUCAUGCUGAAAAUUAAAAAAGGAUAAUAGAUUUAUAAGGAUGAUUCUCCAAGAGUAUUAUUAAUCGUAAUUUCUCACUUUGAAAUUGUGAACGACCUUUUUGAGAUAGGAUGUGAUAAUGGUCAUAAACUUGAAAUUUGGAAACUUUCAAAGCUCAAAAACUCGAAAAAACGUUCAUCGAUUUUCUUUCUCAUGACUCACCUCAUAAAUAGAAUACAUCUUGUGAUUCAGGAUUUUGGAAUUAUUGCAAGGCGAUCCUCCAGAAAUGAAAAUUGAGCGAGCCUCUGCUUUCAAAUUCUCCUAGCACGAGGGAUUCCAAUUGAAUCUAUAAUUAAAACUAGUAUUCACUUCUGUUGAAGAAACUUCACUCACCAGGAGCAAAAAUCGCUAAUUGUAUUCCAAGUCCAGGUUGACUUUUAUCCAUAUGGAGUCCAGGUUGACUUUUUUUCCAUAUAUGUCAUGCAUGACGAUUUCGUAGGACGCACAUUGCUUCUAGACGAUUUCAAUUGUCUGAAAAUUAUCAAAUCAGGCAAAGACACGCUGAAAACUGAGCAUUUUUGAAGGAAUAGCAAAAAUUAGAAAAACGAAAAAAAAAUGAAAUGAAAAAAAUGACUAGUCAUUGUCAUCAUUCGAUGGAGCGCGUUCGAUCGACAGCGAUUUGCUCCGGAGAAUCGCCAAAACCAAACUAGAAAGGCGUGCCAAACUAGAAAAAACAGGCGCUCUCUCGAUUUUCUGUACCCACUUUGGCCAAUCUCCGGAGUUUUUGCGUUUUCUGGUUCCCCUCCGGAGUUUUCUACUGCCUGAGUAGUUUUGUGCAGAAAAGAGGGAUUUUUUCUAUAUAUAAAUCCACGUGGCAAACCCCAAAUUUUCCUCCCACAAAUCCACGUGGCGGAUUUUGGGUUUAAAAAUUAGAUUUUGAAUUUUUCUGGAAUUUUUAAAGCUAAAAACAUUGGGGCCACGAACCUAGCCAAUUUUCAAAAAUUUAAAUUUUCAGUCAAAAAAUAGUUUUUUUUGCAGUUCAAUCCGGAAUUGUUGAAUCAAAGAAAAGAGGAGAAGCCAGCAGCAAUUGAAAUGAAACCAGUACAACAACUACAACAAAGAAAGGGCAAAAAGAAGAAGGAAAAGGGAUUGGAGAAUGAAUAUACUGUAGCAGAGAAUGGUGAGUUUUUAAGGGGGUUGAGCUGAAAAUUUAGCCGAAAAAACCAGAAAAAUGGAGCAUUUUGAAGCUGAAAAAUUAUGAAUCUGAAAUUUCCAAAAAUCGAACAAUUUCAGGGAUUUUUUGAGCUGAAAAUCUUGUAAAUUUAAAAUUAGAAUUCAGAAAUUAUCAACUAAAAUUAAUUUCAUUGAAAAUCGAUUUCACAGGUUUUCCCACAUUCAGAAUUCCACGAAGAUCUGAAUUGUGAAUCUAAAUUUUUUAAAAGAAUUCUGAAGUUCUCGAAAUCUUCAGAAUUCAAUGUAAAAACUCAGAUUUUUUGCGAAAAUUUGAAUUCUGGGCCAAAAUUCAUGAAAAUUAAUCUUAUCUCAAAAAUUUUAAAUUUUUUGAACAGAAAUUUUGAAAAUCUGUAAUUAAAGCUCAGUUCUUGAAAUUUCGAAUAAUUUCUCCAAAAUCAGUGAAAAAUUCUUGAUUUUUCGGAAUUUGAAAAAAAUGAAAAACCAGAAAAACUCUGAAAAUUCGUCUUGAUUUUUUGAAAUUCAAAUUUCCUAGAUUUUCGCCAAUAACCAGUUUUCCCCCUCUAAAAUCCAAAAAUUCUGCCCCAAUUCCUUUUGCAAAAAUCGUCUUGAAAAGUUUCAAAUUUCUUCGAUUCCAUUCGCAUUUUUUGUCUCCUUGCAAUGUUUAUUUAUUCUUUGCAUUUUACUCUGCACCCUCUUCAUUUCACACACUCACUCUCUCGCCUUUCAGUUUUCUCAAUCCAUUUUUGGACACACAGACACAAGAAGAAGAAGAACUAUUUAAUAAUAACACAUACACAGCCCAAGAGGAUGUAAGAGAGCGUCUCUUACUUGCUGUCUGCGUCUCUUCAUCUCUCACCCGUUCGUCUCGCACUCUCUCGUCUCUAGUCGUGGUCUUUUUUUAUAGCACAGGCCCCAGUUGUUGUUUGGUUGUUUUGGGAGGGUUUUUGGGUCUCGAUGUGUUCCCGCGUAGGUUGAAUGAGCGUGGCGUUGGUCCGGAAAUUUAGCAUAACUUUAUUCUUUGGAUUUUCCUAGUCUCUCCUUGUUGUUGGAGAGUUUUUGGUCAUUUUCAUUGAUUUUCUGAUGGUUUUGUAGGGUUUUUGGAUUUCUGACAAUUCAGUUGGGUUUUCAGAGGAUUUUGAAUCAUUUUCUAACAAUAUUUCGGAUUUUCUGAUGGUUUUCAAAAUUUAGUUGUGAUUUUUGAAUAAAAUAUAGUUUCUCUAAUAGAAGCAAAUCUAAAUUCCGUUGCCACGUCAUAACCAACAUUGGGAGAGUGACCAUUUUGAUAAGAAUUUCUUUAAUUCUUACUGAAUUUCUGACUGAUUUCAUAGAUUUUCUGGUUUCUCACGAUCUCCUACAAGUUCGAGCCCUCAGCUCAAUUUUGAGUAUGAGUUAUGACGUGGCAACCCGCAAUGUUCCGCGUCAAAUUCCACGUGGAAUAUCAGUAUGAUUUCCACGUCAUUGCUAUGUGGAAGCUUGCGAUCUAUAAAAAGCUAGCUAACGCCCAGGAGAUUUGAAUUGAUUACUUAACCUCAAAAAAUGAGUACUCUAUCAUUCUUUUUAUCAUUCAAACUUUGCUACGUCAUAACUCAUAUUGACCAGUUUCUGACACCGAAAUCGUUAUCAAUGUAUCAAAAAAUACCAUUUUUUGAGUCAUUUUUCAUAUUCUAAAUCAAUAUUUUUGCAGAGUUUAACAACACUCAACGUUCACUUUCUGAUAUCUUGUUGGAACUCGGCGAAACAGUGUCUGUUGAACCGAAAGGAGCCGGUGCUAAGAAGGGAAAUAAGAAGAAUAAAGGUGUGACGGCUGAGAACACCAAGGAACAGGUUGGUUUUCUGGAAAAUUUACGGUUUUUCAUCCUAAAGUUCCUAGUUUUAUGCAAAAAUCCUAAUUGUUCUCUUGCAGAACAACAAAAACAAGAAGAAAAAUCAACCGAGUUCUUCCAAUUCUUCCAACAACAACAACAAUAAUAAUAAAAUGGAGCAAAAUAUGAUUAGCGAAGAGGAAAAUGUAACAACCACAGCUAUUGCUGCCACCGCUGCACCUGUUCAAACGUGAGUUUUUUUUUUUUGGCUGAAAAUUGGAUUUUUCAUGAAUUUUUGAUCUAGAAACUGAGAAAUUUCAAGAUUUUCAGCAUUAAAAAAUCUCAGCAAAUUUACGUUUCAAAUUUUGCUUAUCAAUAUUUUUCGAAAAUUACGAUUUAAUAAAUCCUUUUCCGAUUCUGUAAAUACAAUUUUGGUUUGAAUUUUGAAAAAUUGAUAUUUUGGUAAUUUGAUUACCUAAAACUAUGCUUACUGAAUAUUUUCUAUAGUUUUUUACACGAAAAUUGAUUUUUUGAAUCAAGAUUCAUGACAAUUGAUGUUUUUUGAGAAGAAAAUCUUGAAAAAUUAAGAAUUCUAGGUCGAAAUUCAUGAGAAAGAGCUUUAUGUGCUCUCAAAAAAGCUAAACAUUCUGAAAAAUAUCAAUUUCCCCAUUUUCAGAAAACGGUCAUCAUCUGGAGUCAAUGGAGGUCCUUGGGAAGACGCGGAAGAGGAAUUCAUGUCGGCGGACGAGGAUUUGAAAACUCCGCCAACUGAAUUUGUCGACGCGCGGACAACCGCAACUGCAAAUUCUACAGUAUCCCCACAACAAGGAACACAAGGAAUUUUGCACGAUCCAUCGAAUUAUCGAGAUGACAAAGAAGUUGAAUUGUUGGCCAAACAAUUGAAAGAGCAAGAAGAUGAAUUUAUUACUGUUGGAGGCGGAAAAAAUAAUAAUAAGAAGAAUAAGGCACAACAGCAACGGAAUUCGGCAGUUGAGGAGCGUAGAAAUUCGCCGCCCAAGAAUGCGGAACAACAAAAUGGACGGAGAUAUUCGGUGGAGAAGAAUGGUAAGGGGUUUUGGGAGGAAAAUUAAGGGAAAAGAGGGAUUUUGAGCUGAAAAUUGUGAAAUUUGAUGAAUUUUGAGCCAAAAAGUUCCUUCCUUGGAGGUCAAAAAUUGAUCCUUUGGAUGAAUAUUAAGCUGAAAAUCGAUGAAAAUUUUGACUCUAUAAAUGUGAAAAAUUGUAGUUUUCAAGGUUUUCAGCAUGAAAAUGACCUGAAAUCAAUCCAAUCCUAAAAUUGAACAUUUUGGAUGAUUUUUGAGCUUAAAUUCAUAAAUUUGAAGUCUAGAAAUCUGAAAUUUUGUAAUUUUCUUGAUUUUUAGACUGAAGAUCGUGAAAAAACGAACCUGGAUCAAAAUUCAUGAAAAAUGAUGAAUUUUAACACUAGAAAUCUGAAAUUCAGUAAUUUUCCCUCGAAAAACCAACCUGAAAUUUAUAUUUUGCAGCUUCAUCAUCCCAACAACAACACAACAAAUCUCAAAACAAUCGUCCAGUUCCACAACAAUCGACAAAUUUGGGAGAAUUGUUGGAAGUUUCAAAGAAAGAGACACAUAAGAAUGUCAAACAUCACGGUGGACACAAUUAUCAGAGACGUAGUGCCAAACAAGAGGAAGAGGUAAGGGGUUUGGAGAAUUUUGAUCCGAAAUUUGGGAUUUUUGAUUAAUUUUGAGCCGGGGAGCACUAUUUUUUAUGAAAUUUGAUCUAAAAAUCACGUUUUGGACCCUAAAUGACCCUAGUUACCCUGAAUUUCAAUUUUUCAGAUUGUUGGAUUUGUUGAUGCGUUGGAAUCUUCGUCGCCGAUCAAUGUUAAUACUAAUGUGAGUUUUUAAAGGAAUUUUAGCCUAAAAUUAACCAAGAAAUCCUGAAAUUAAAUUUGGAAAAUUCCAGCCUAAAAUUGACCUAAAAUCCUGAAUUUUCCAGCCUCCAACCAGUGGUUUUUCAUACGCUGACGCUGCCAAAAAAUCAUCAAGUGGCGAAAAUUCGCCACAAAAUGAGAUGCGAAGCCCAACUGCCAGAACUCCAGCUGAAACUUCAGCUCCAGCUCCAACUUCAGCAGCAGCUCAAGAAUCGUCAGCAGUUCAACCAAGUUCUCCACCAAAUGUGCAACUUCCACCUGGAAUUUCGCCACAAAAUGCAGUGGAAUCUGAAGUGUCGUUUGGAUAUGUUGAUCCCUCAGCACCUGCUGAUAAUUAUCAUGGAGAGGGGCCGAGUUCGGGACCGGUCGGAGGAUCAUCGCAAGAUCCACAGGAUAAUGAUUUUGUGUUGAAGUUUGGUAGUCGAGUUGUGAAGUUUGCCAAAGGAUUGGCCGAAGAUCCGAAGGAGGUUGAGGUGAGAAAUUUUGAUUUUUUUUUGAGAAAAAAUAAGUUUUUCGAACCGGAAACUUGAAAUUUUGGUAUUUUUCAUGAUUUUUCCUACGAUUUUGAGUCCUGGAGCAUUUUUCUAUAUUUAAGCUCGAAUUUUUGAUAUUUCUUGAGCUCAGGACUUGAAUUUAAAGCUUCAAGAGUUAAAUUUAAUUUUUCGCAAUUGUUUUUGAAACAACAAUCAGUUGAUUUUUUGAAAUGUAAUAAAAAUAAAAUUUUGAAACGUAUUUUUCCGGGAUUUUUUUCGAAGCUAGAAAUUCAGCAUUUCAGCAGAAAUUGACUGAAAAUUUGGAUUUUUAGCGAUUUUUUAUUCGAAAAUCCACGUGUAAUUCUAAAUUCUCCCACUUUUCAAAAAAUGCAAUAUAUAAUUUCAGGAGAGUCCGCUUCGAACCGCCCUCAUCAACAUUCUCAAAGACGAAUGGGACUUUUUCAAUUCGGGAGACGAACCGGAAGUCUACGAGGAAACAACACCAACUUCAUCUCCACCACCAAAAAAUCAAUAA
This is a messenger RNA of Caenorhabditis angaria, 12232 nucleotides long. The record is from the annotation of a GenBank genome assembly. Lineage: Eukaryota; Metazoa; Nematoda; Chromadorea; Rhabditida; Rhabditidae.